Torulaspora globosa is the source of this 924-nucleotide messenger RNA. Its product is annotated as aquaporin family protein. NCBI's taxonomy places the organism in Eukaryota, Fungi, Ascomycota, Saccharomycetes, Saccharomycetales, Saccharomycetaceae. The transcript has a single exon. The coding region runs from base 1 to 924 and encodes 307 amino acids. The record is from RefSeq and is a predicted model, not a curated record. Gene Ontology annotation, cellular component: plasma membrane. Gene Ontology annotation, molecular function: water channel activity. Gene Ontology annotation, biological process: transmembrane transport.
AUGGCUGAAGUUGAAAACCAAAGGCCAAAGAUUUCCCCAAGCGAGGGCUCUGAGAACGGUAUGACGGAGACGGAGGCUGAAAGACCUGGUAUGCCCUCUGGAGGUCCCUCCAAAAAAUCAUAUCGUUUGUUCCCUUAUCAACCAAAGCAGCCAGUUUUCCGUAUUGGGUCUGAAUCUGUCCGUGGUCAUUGUGUUGCAGCCUUUGGCGAGUUUUGUGGGACAUUCAUGUUCCUGUGGUGUGCGUAUGUGAUUGCUGAUGUUGCCAACCAUGACGUAUUUCUCAAGGAGUUUCCUAACGGUUCGCAUCCUGGUCAGUUGAUCAUGAUUGCGCUGGGUUUCGGGUUUUCGGUGAUGUUUUCGAUCUGGUGCUUUGCUGUUGUUUCCGGUGGUGCGUUGAACCCUGCUGUUUCCCUAAGUUUGGCCCUUGCUAGGGCUAUCAACCCCACCAGAUGUGUUGUCCACUGGAUUGCGCAGAUGCUGGGUGGUAUGGCUGCCGGUGGUGCGGCAAGCGCCAUGACUCCGGGCCCGGUCUUAUUUGCCAAUAGUUUGGGCCUGGGUUGCUCCAGAAGUAGAGGUCUUUUCUUGGAGAUGUUCGGAACUACGAUACUUUGUUUCACUGUCUUGAUGACCGCCAUCGAGUCCCGCGACGGUAGUUUCAUGGCCGCUUUACCUAUCGGUAUCUCUCUCUUCAUCGCUCACUUGGCUCUAACUGCUUACACCGGUACAGGUGUGAACCCUGCCAGAACUUUCGGUGCAGCCUUGGCCGCUAGAAGCUUCCCCACCUAUCACUGGAUUUAUUGGAUUGGGCCCCUAUUGGGUAGCAUUCUUGCCUGGUUCCUAUGGCAAUUGCUCAACUGGUUGAACUACCAGGAUGUUGUUGCCUGUGAAAAGAGAAAGGGUAAGGAGGAGGAACCAAGUGCUUAA